Meriones unguiculatus (Mongolian gerbil) is the source of this 2269-nucleotide messenger RNA. It is a transcript of the gene Kifc1, whose product is annotated as kinesin family member C1. The transcript is spliced from 11 exons. Gene Ontology annotation, biological process: microtubule-based movement. Gene Ontology annotation, molecular function: microtubule motor activity; microtubule binding; ATP binding. Lineage: Eukaryota; Metazoa; Chordata; Mammalia; Rodentia; Muridae. The coding region runs from base 156 to 2177 and encodes 673 amino acids. The record is from RefSeq and is a predicted model, not a curated record.
AGCGCGGCGGUUGAAAUUCAAAAGUGGCGGGUGUGGUGGGUGGCUGGGCUCCCGGGCCCGCCGGCGCUCGGUCUGUGGGGCGCGAGGGAGGACGCAGGGCUCGGGGCGCCGCCGCUCCGCCCGCUUCCUUUGCAUCCCGUCCCGGGCGGACCGCGAUGGACGCGCAGGCGCAGAGGCCCCCUUUGUUGGAAGUGAAGAGAAACUUGGAGCUGAAGACAACCCUGGUCAAGGCCUCCUCCCGACUGCCCCUUCCAGGAAGCAAGCUCAAGAGGGGUGCUGACCAGAUGGAGGAUGCCUUGGAGCCUGCAAAGAAACGGAUACGAGGCCUGGGUACAGUGACCAGAGUUGACACAGGCUGCCCCCGAGCACCACGCCUCAGCACAGUGUCACAGACACAGGCCCACACUGCAGCUCCGAAAGGCCCUAAGAAGACAGGACCUCGAGGUUGCUCUACAGUCGCUACAGUGCUGAGGAACCAGAAGCCAGCUCCCACUGUUCCUGCUCCAGAGCCUGCCUCAUCAGCUGCUCCUAUGGUGAUAAAGAAACGUGCCAAACGCCCUGCCUGGGAUUUAAAAGGUCAGUUGUGUGACCUCAAUGAAGACCUGAAACGUUAUCGGGAGAAGACUCAGACACUGGACCAGGAGAACCAGGGCCUUCGGGAGCAACUCAGAGAGGCCCAGGAGCAGGCCGCAGGCCUGGGGGCAGAGCGGAACACCCUGGAAGGGGAGCUGGCCAGUGUGCGCACCCAGGCCGAGCAGGGCCAGCAGAAGCUGGAGACUCUGAGUGCCCGCGUCUUGGAGCUGGAGGAGCAGCUGAGUACCACAGGAAGGCUGAUUGAGGAGCUCCAGAAAGAACGGCUGGAGCUGCAGGAGGAGCGGAGGGCACUGAGCGCCCGCCUGGAGGAGCAAGAGAGGAGGUUACAGGCCUCGGAAGCAGAUCUGUCGAGCAGCCAGGCAGAGCUGCUCUGCCUGCGGGAGAAGACUGCAGCCCAGGUGACGUUACUGGCUGAGCAAGGAGACCGGGUCCACGGGCUGGAGAUGGAGCGCCGUCGGCUGCACAACCAGCUGCAGGAACUGAAGGGCAACAUCCGGGUAUUCUGCCGGGUGCGCCCUGUCCUCGCAGGGGAACCCACUCCAUCCCCCGGCUUCCUCCUGUUUCCCCCUGGCCCUGCUGGACCCUCUGAUCCCCCAACCCGCCUUAGCCUCUCACGGUCGGAUGAUCGGCGAUCGACCCUGACUGGGGCACCAGCCCCCACUACCCGCCAUGAUUUCUCCUUUGAUCGGGUAUUCCCACCAGGAAGCAAACAGGAAGAAGUGUUUGAGGAGAUCUCCAUGCUUGUCCAGUCAGCACUGGAUGGCUACCCUGUGUGCAUCUUUGCCUAUGGACAGACAGGCAGUGGCAAGACCUUCACUAUGGAGGGUGGGGCUGGGGGAGACCCCCAGUUGGAGGGGCUGAUCCCUCGGGCCCUGCGGCAUCUGUUCUCUGUGGCCCAGGAGAUGAGUGGCCAGGGCUGGACAUACAGUUUUGUGGCGAGUUACGUGGAGAUCUACAAUGAGACUGUCCGAGACCUGCUAGCCACUGGGACCCGGAAGGGACAAGGGGGCGAGUGCGAGAUUCGUCGGGCAGGCCCGGGAAGUGAGGAGCUUACCGUCACCAAUGCACGCUAUGUCCCUGUUUCCUGUGAGAAGGAGGUGGAGACUCUGCUCCAUUUGGCACACCAGAACCGGGCUGUGGCCCGCACUGCCCAGAACGAGAGAUCAUCGCGCAGCCACAGUGUGUUCCAGCUGCAGAUUUCCGGAGAGCACGCUGCUCGCGGCCUGCAGUGUGGCGCUCCUCUCAACCUGGUGGACCUGGCUGGGAGCGAGCGCCUGGACCCUGGCCUCACCCUGGGCCCCGGGGAGCGGGACCGUCUUCGGGAGACACAGGCCAUUAACAGCAGUCUGUCGACGCUGGGGCUGGUCAUAAUGGCUCUGAGCAAUAAGGAGUCCCACGUGCCUUACCGGAACAGCAAGCUUACCUACCUGCUGCAGAACUCUCUGGGUGGCAGUGCCAAGAUGCUCAUGUUUGUGAACAUUUCCCCUCUGGAAGAGAAUGUCUCUGAGUCCCUGAAUUCACUGCGCUUUGCUUCCAAGGUGAACCAGUGUGUUAUCGGCACCGCUCAGGCUAAUAAGAAGUGAAGAUCCCUGUGCAAAUGAGCGUGCUUCAUCUCUGUUAUCGGCACUGCUCAGGCUAAUAAGAAGUGAAGAUGGAGUCAGGGCCUGAUCCUGUG